Messenger RNA from Mytilus californianus (California mussel), 3719 nucleotides. RefSeq names its product calpain-9-like. Gene Ontology annotation, molecular function: calcium-dependent cysteine-type endopeptidase activity. Gene Ontology annotation, biological process: proteolysis. Bases 140 to 2473 code for a protein of 777 amino acids. Gene Ontology annotation, cellular component: cytoplasm. NCBI's taxonomy places the organism in Eukaryota, Metazoa, Mollusca, Bivalvia, Mytilida, Mytilidae. The transcript is spliced from 22 exons. The record is from RefSeq and is a predicted model, not a curated record.
GUUUAUAUAGCUUUUUAAAAACUGAUUAUCUUAAAUUAAAAUACAUAAUCUAUGGAGUGACAGGUUUGAAUCUGAACAGAUGAAUCUCAAGAACUUUAAAUUUGUGAUUUAUCAAUUUUGAAAAUACUGUAUUAGAGGGAUGGAUUUGACUUUAGAAAAGGAGGGUACUUGGUAUGAACCGUUAAAAGACGAAAAUGAAAUACGGACGCCAAGAUAUAAACAAAACAAUUCACCUCGAAUUAUUGUCCACAAUGGCAGUGGUCCUCGCAUUCAUUUAAGAGCAUCGCCAGCGUCAUCACAUCGUAGUGUAAACACAUCAACAGUUCGACACAAUGGGAUAAUGUCGCAUUCAACACCUCGUCAUAGUGCUCCAUCUACGAUCAGAUCCCGACACAGCAAUCAUAUGUCAUCGAGACAGCUAUUACGUCAUAAUUCAUCUGUCAGAAGUGAGAAGGUGGUAGGUGCUAAUCACUGGCGACCGUCAACUUUUGAAAAUAUAAGAGACGAAUGUUUGAAAAGCGGUACAUUGUACGAAGACCCUGUGUUUCCAGCUAAUGACAGAUCUUUGUACAGACACAUAAGGCCAUAUAAAAACAUCAAAUGGAAAAGACCACACGAAAUAGUACAGAAUCCUACGUUUGCUAUUAAAGAUGUCUGCAAUAUGGAUAUUGAACCUGGAAAAUUAGGUGACUGCUGUUUGUUAUCAGCAUUUACAUGUCUUGCAAUGGCACCAAAAUUACUGCAAAAAUGUAUUCCAUCUGGACAGAAUUUCCAUGACAACUAUGCUGGCAUAUUUCACUUCCGCUUUUGGAGAUAUGGGGAAUGGAUUGAUGUUGUUGUCGAUGAUAGGCUGCCUACAAUUGAUGGUCAUAUACUAUAUAUGAGAAGUUGUGAUCCCCAAGAAUUCUGGUCAGCCCUGUUUGAGAAAGCUUAUGCAAAGUUAUAUGGAUCAUACGAGAGUAUUCAUGGUGGAAGGAUAAAAUGGGCACUUCAGGACCUCACAGGGGGGAUAGCUUAUUCUCACAGUACUACAGAAAGUAUAAGGCAUUUACUGACAGUUGUAGAUAUAGCAAUGUCUCAGGCAUCGUUGAUUGGUGCUUACAUAUCUACGUCUGUUACAAACAACCAACCUGGCGUUCUUAGCAACGGACUUAAGACAGGUCACACAUAUAGAAUAUCCGGUUAUGCAGAGAUUCCAGUAACAGGAGGGACAGUUAUACUGCUAAGAAUGAGAAAUCCAUGGCACAGUGUGUACUGGAAUGGCGCAUGGAGUCCAAGGUCUCCCCAUUGGAAUGUUUUGAAAGAGAGUACAAAAGAAAAGAUGAAAAUCGACAACCUGUUGGAUGGCGAAUUUUGGAUAUCAUUCAUCGAUUUCAAAAACAUCUUUACGGAAAUUGAAAUAUGCCACCUUGGUCCAGAGAGCUGGAAAAUGGACCAAAGUAUACAACAUCGUGGUGUGUGGUUGGCAUCUGUGGCACAUAGGCAAUGGAGACGUGGAAUAAAUGCAGGCGGGUGUGUUAAACCAAGUGUGAUGUGCAACAACAGCCAGUUUUAUUUGGAGUUAGACAAACCAAAAACUGUCAUAGUUUCCUUAAUGCAGAAAUAUAAGACGACCGACGACCAAAGACGCUUCCAACCAUGUUGUUGUCUUAUCUUUAAGGUACCACUUGACGUAAAAACAAAAAGGAGCGCCGAAUUCUUCCUUUAUAAUAAGAUAUAUGCCAGUACAAAAUUUAUCCAGGAUAGAGAGAACGUCCACACAUUUAAACUAGGAGAGGGGUCGUAUAUGAUCAUGCCUGUCACAGAAAUUGAGGGACAAGAAGGCAAAUAUAUGUUGAGAGUCUAUACUGCCGGUAACUCUAUAAUAAGAGAGUUAGACGAUUUAGAUGGAUAUAAGGAGACUCAGAAUGGCCAUUCAUUAGACUGGGAAAAUAUCAAUAUGCUCAGAAGACAGCUUACGAAGACAGCAAUACAACACAAGUAUGAAGAAAUAGAUGCAUCUAGACUACAGAAGGUUCUUUUAACGCCUAUGAAAGAUAAAAUUCCACUAUUAUGUUGUUUUUCAGAAUCUGAGAUUGUCAAAUUUAAACCGUUAAAUCUUUCUCUAGACACAUGCAAAGCAGCUAUAACUAUAUUCGAUAGUAAAAUUGAAGGACAUCUAUGUUAUGAAGAUUUAAACAAGCUGCUCAGCAAACUUAUACUAUGGCAGGGUACAUUUCGAAGCUAUUCACAGGGAAAUCUUGAUUUUAGUUCAUAUUCACUGAGGAGUGCUCUACGACUUAUAGGACUAACUGUUAGCAACAAAACGUUAGAAACACUUAUAAUAAGAUUUACCAGCAACGGAAGAGUGUCACUUGAGCAAUUUAUAUGCAUAGUAAUUAAAUUAAGUACAGUUCACGCUCGAUACCAGUCGUGUUUAUCAACAAGCAACAUAUUACUGUCAGAUCUACUUCAUACAGCAAUUUAUUCAUGAAGAUGAUUUGGCUAGAAAUGCCAAGAGUAAACCUUUUCGAUUUUUCCGUCAUUAACGACACCCAGGAAAUGAAAAUGUGGGGAAAAACACAAAAUAUAUUUCAAAUUUGUGAUGUAUUCAGCUUUAUGAUACUUAACGUUCUUUUGUUUUUGCUUUCUGCUGUAUCAUUAUUUUUGUUGAUUUUAUAGUAUUUUGUUUUAUGGAACUCUGAAUAAAGGACUGUGUGCAAUUAUAUUCUUCAAAUCAAAUAAUCUAAUUAGCCUGACAUUAGAUUGUUUGUUCUGCUUUAUUGUGACCUUUCAAAAGAAAGACAGAAACUAUUCUUAUUAUUGAAGGCUUAUAAUAUAAUCAAAUUUCUUAAUAAAAUCGUUCUGUAUUUCUGAUAUGUCAUUCUGAAAUACUGUUAAUGGAAAGUAUUUUUCAUAACUAGCACAUGCUGAGGACAUUGAAUAACAAAAUAAUUUCAAAACACUUUGCUGGAGGAUCUUGUUCACAUAUUUGUUAUUAUACUCCCACUGGUUGGGUAUAUGACUUGUACUGCAAUCACACUGUUAUUUAAUCUGUUAUUCCGUCCGACGGUCCGUCUGUCAACAACUGUCAUUGUGCCAUCGAAGUCUCUGUUUAAGACAAUCACAAUGUCUACUGCACCUUUGUUCUGGCAAUGUUGAACAAGGUUGAAUUUGUCUAUAUUUUAUGUCCUUAUUGGUCAUCUACAUCCAAAUAUUUCUACGUAGCUACACAUCUUUUGCAUUAAAUUGUAUAGAUUUGAACAUUCCUGAUUGCGAUAAAUGCAGAAAAUGCGCUUCGGACGCACGAAAGUGAUAAGUGUUACUAUCAUUCGACUCAGAUACAUCAACUAAGACAAGGAAUUUACCUAAAUUCUUUAUUCAAGUCCAAGAGAAGACUACAAAAAAAAACAACAAUUGCAUAUUACAACAUCCUUUAUUGCAUUCAAAAAGCUUUCCCAGGUUGGGAUGAUGAAAGCUACAGUAAAAAAUGACUGUACACAAAAUAUGCAGAUGACAAAAUACAAUAAAUAAUGAAUGGAUUCUUCUGCUGUUUGAAAAAUAUACAUUAUACUUACAAAAGAUAGGAAUUGAAAUGUACAAGGUAAAAAAGAUGUAAAAAUAUAAUGAACUUACAUACACAAAAUUUAAAAAAAAUAAAAUAAAAAAAAUAGAACAUAUAUUCAAAAAUGUUACAGACGAAAGCAGGAAAUGCUAGGAAUAAACACCUUGCAGAAUUC